Gallus gallus (chicken) is the source of this 439-nucleotide messenger RNA. It is a transcript of the gene C19orf25, whose product is annotated as chromosome 19 open reading frame 25. The record is from RefSeq and is a predicted model, not a curated record. NCBI's taxonomy places the organism in Eukaryota, Metazoa, Chordata, Aves, Galliformes, Phasianidae.
GGUGACGUCAUCAGCGCGCUGUCGAGGCCGGGGGGCGCGCGCGCGCGGCGCCGGAGGUGCAGCGAGCCCCGCCAUGAGCUCCAAGGCCAAGCGGGUAUUGCCCACCCGCCCUGAGCCGCCCACCGUGGAGCAGCUCCUGGCCGACGUGCGGGGCGCACCCCCGGCCGACCCCGUCCUCCUGCUCCCGGCUGACCCCCCCCGAGGCAGCGGCGGGCAGGAGGACGGCGCGGAGGAGCAGGAGCGGCUGUACCGGCAGUGCCGCGGUUACGUGGAGAUGAACCGACGGCUGCGGGAGGCGGGGGGGGAGCUUGCAGAGAAGCGUGAAGAACUGCAGAGGGCGGGCACGGCACUGGAGAGGGACAUCGCCGAGAUGCGGCAGAAGGCGUUCUGAGCUCGGGACGCGGCCCGGCCCGGGGGUCUCACCGGGAGCCCCCCCUGA